AUGGAUUUUACAAAUAAGGAGUCAGCUGAAAUGAUUAAUGAUAAUUUACUUAACUCUAAUGAAUUCAAUUUAAAUGACACUGUUUACUUUGAAUCUGAGAUAACUAUUCCUCUUGAUUAUUCUGAUACAUACAACAAUUCUGUACUCUCAAAAGAUGAUUACCAAGAUAUAUCUAAUUAUUAUAAUAAUUCUGUACACUCAGAUGAUAAUAAUUAUAUAGCCACUCAAUUAUGCAACUCAGUGAAUGAAGAUGAAUUAGAUAACAAUGAAACAGAUGAUGAAUUGCAUUUGGAAUUGGUAGUUGGUAUUUCAUUUUCAUACUGGGAAUCUUUUAAAGCUUGGCUUAAUCGUUUUGCACUGCAGGAAGGGUUUGAUUAUAAAAUUAGGACAAGUGAAGCAGAUAAUAAAGGCAUAAUUCGAAGAGCAACCUAUGUGUGUACAAAAGCUGGCACUCACAGUCCAAACAUAACAGUUGAUCCUACUAAGC
Molecule: messenger RNA, 487 nt
Organism: Scutellospora calospora
Lineage: Eukaryota; Fungi; Glomeromycota; Glomeromycetes; Diversisporales; Gigasporaceae
Source: the annotation of a GenBank genome assembly